Molecule: messenger RNA, 2103 nt
Organism: Cladophialophora immunda
Lineage: Eukaryota; Fungi; Ascomycota; Eurotiomycetes; Chaetothyriales; Herpotrichiellaceae
Product: acetoacetate-CoA ligase
Exons: 9
Coding region: 1-2103 (700 amino acids)
Biological process (GO): lipid metabolic process
Cellular component (GO): cytosol
Molecular function (GO): acetoacetate-CoA ligase activity
Source: RefSeq, a predicted model, not a curated record
AUGGACGACGCUGGUGAUGGUGAUGCCAAUCCAGUCAUAUGGGUGCCUUCGAAGAGCGACCUAACAGACUCCUCUCUUGCAAAGUUUCGUGACCUGGUAAAUCAACGGUAUAACCUCUCUCUGCAAAGCUACAAGGACAUCCAUAAUUGGUCCGUCAACGCAAGCACAUCCCAGGAUUUCUGGAUGUCCGUGUUUGAAUUCUUGGAUAUCGGGGCAACUAAGCUGCCCUCAAGAGUAUUUUCCAAUAUCAGUGAUACUGGCACUCCCAGCAUGUUCCCAAGUCCGAUAUUCUUCCCGGACGCACAGUUGAACUUUGCCGGCAGCAUUUUCAAACACUGUCACCGCGAUCCAUCUGCAAUCGCCAUCAUCGAGACGACAGAAGGCAGCCUUGACCAUCGAUCCGUCACUUGGGGGGAGCUUUUCACGCAGGUAGAAACGCUGUCGACUGCAAUGCGCAGGGGCGGCGUGAAACGCGGCGAUCGAGUUGCCGCAGUCAUUUCGGCGUCGAGAUUGGCGAUUGCUCUGUGUCUGGCCACGCUGUCAAUUGGGGCGAUAUGGUCAUCGAUAUCGCCGGACUUUGGCUCAAAGGGAAUUCUCGACCGUAUCGUUCAGAUCGACCCCAAAUUGAUCUUCACCGACACCACGGUGUUGUACAAUGGAAAGCGCCGGGACCUCAGCGGGACGAUUCUGGAAUGGGCGCCAGUUGCUGCCCGAGGCCUUUCGCUCGACAGGAUCGUCCUCUGCGGCAGAGGUGGUAGCACCAGCACCAGCAGCCCGGAUCUUACGACCCAGAUUCCAAAGACUCUAGAUCUGCGUGAUUUCUAUACAAAGGGGGAGGGAGGGAAGAUGGAAUUCGAGCAGAUGCCGUUCUCGGCGCCAGCUUUCAUAUUCUAUUCCUCAGGAACAACUGGCGUUCCGAAAUGCAUUCUCCACAGUGCAGGGGGAGUGCUUUUGCAGGUCAAGAAGGAUUAUGUCCUCCAUAUCGGUGUCUUGCCCAAAGAUAUCCUUUUCCAGUACACCACCACUGCAUGGAUCAUGUGGGCUUUUCUCUUGACUGCCAUGAGUAUCGGAACAACAAUAGUUGUCCAUGAAGGCUCUCCAGUCUACCCAGACCCUCCUUUUCUCUUGAAGAUCAUCUCCAAGAUAAAGGUCAGUAUUUUUGGAACAUCGGCAAAGUACUUAACCGACCUGAUGGACAGCAACGUCCGGCCGAGAGACGUGCUUGAUCUCUCUGCGUUGAGAAAAGUAACAUCGACAGGCUCGGUUCUUCCUUCAGAUGUCGCCAAGUGGUUCUACAAUCAUGGCUUCCCGCCCAAAGUUCAGUUGAUCUCUGGCAGCGGAGGAACGGAUUGUUCCUGUUCUUUCGUUGGCGGCAAUGCUUUGACUCCGGUUCGCGCCAAUGAGAUCUCAGACAAGGCUUUGGGCAUGGCAGUCGAUAUCUUCGAUCCUACAUCAGUUCGUGGCCAAUCACUCGAGGGUACCGAUGAAUCCGGCGAGCUGGUGUGCAGGGCUCCAUUUCCCAGCCAGCCAUUGACCUUUUGGGGUCCUGAUGGUCUUGAGAAAUACAAGGAUGCCUAUUUCUCGAUGUUCGGCCCGGAUACCUGGGUGCAAGGAGAUUUGAUUCGGAUCAAUCCCCGUACACGAGGUAUACAAAUGUUGGGACGGUCCGACGGGGUACUAAAUCCUUCCGGGGUCCGCUUUGGAUCUUCGGAGAUUUACAACGUUGUACGAUUGUUUCCUGAGGUCGAGGACUCUGUGUGUACUGGUCAGCGACGAUCGACCGACCGUGACGAGGUAGUCAUUCUUUUCCUGAAACUGAAACCCGGGGUGGAAAGAACUGCGGCGCUUCGGACACAGAUCAAGGCCAAGAUUGGGCAAAGUCUCAGCAAGAGGCAUGUUCCAAAGUAUGUCUUCUAUGUGGAUGAUAUUCCAUACUCGAACGUGGGCAAGAAGCUUGAGAUCCUCGUCAAGAAGAUCAUCAGCGGACAUAAAGCCGAGUCAACGGUUGUCGCUAAUCCGGAGAGCCUACCUUUAUAUCAGAAGUACUACGACAUUGAAAGGGCGGCACAAGAGGAAGACGCAAUGCUGCUAUCCCGGCUUUGA